AUGAAACUCCCUCCGGAAGCCAUUACUGCCACAUGGCCAAUGCCUAACUAUAUCGACCCUCCCACCCGUGGGCACGGCGUUCUCAUUGUGAACGUCAUCUGUAUGUCCUUGGCGUUUCUAGUGGUCUCCCUCCGUCUCUACACCCGGCUUCGUAUCACAUGCAGUGCCGGUAUCGAUGAUGUGCUCAUCACUAUCGGUCUAAUCUUCGCUAUCGCAAUGGCCGUCGUCACCUCCAUUGCAACCGAAGAUUGGGGCAUGAACCGCCAUGUCUGGGACAUCGAACUAUCACGACUGGUCACAGUUCAGAAGCUGAACCUCUCCUUCCAAAUUAUGUUCUCGAUGGCUUCCUGUUUCACCAAGAUCUCUCUGCUGUGGUUCUGUCGCCGACUCAUCGGCAAGGGUAACUUUGCGAUGUAUAAUUUGACUUUCAUCCUAUGCAUGGUUUUCGUUGGUCUUUCCAGCGGACUGUUCACGGUUAUCAGCAUCUUCCAGUGCACACCUAUCCGCGCAUACUGGGAAAUCAGUCCCACGGGUCCUUACCACUGUAUGAAUGACGGUGCGAUAGUCUUCUCGGCCAGUGUGAUCAACAUCUUCACCGACUUCCUGGUCACAGCGCUACCGAUGCCAUUGAUCUGGAGUUUGAAACUCCCCGCCCGCCAGCGACUCGCAGUAAUCUCCAUUUUCGCCCUCGGCGUCGUGGUCAACGUCGCCGGUUCUGUUCGAACCGUGUACGUAUGGAAGAGUAUGGUCGUUGGCUACGAUCCAACCUGGAUUGGAUGGCCGGUACUCAUUGCUGCUGUCGUGGAGAUCAGCCUGGGACUGAUCUGCUCUUCGGCCCCGGCCCUCCGCCCUCUCAUCGCGGCCUUCCUACCACGUCUUCUCAACUCAACCCGCAAUUUCAGCUCCUAUAAUCAACGAACCCACUCCCAUAAGCUCUGGUCGUCAACCGGACGCUCUCGAAAUUCCCGAUUCGUCACGGACGAUGUGUCCCCGCCCCUCUACGAGAAUGACCGGUUUGAGAUUAUGCGCACCGUCGAGAUGAAGAGUUGGACUGAGUCACGAGUUGCAAGUCCAGACCGUAUGGGCCACGCUUAUGAUAUUACGUCUGAGCGAAGCAGCCGCGCUCUCAGUCCCGUGCAUGCCAUUGAGGUCAAGAAUGGCAUGGUGCACGCCUCUUCGGCGAGCGAUGAUUCCUCUGUGUCUGGACUGUGA
Penicillium bovifimosum is the source of this 1212-nucleotide messenger RNA. RefSeq lists its product as uncharacterized. The record is from RefSeq and is a predicted model, not a curated record. The transcript has 3 exons. The coding region runs from base 1 to 1212 and encodes 403 amino acids. Lineage: Eukaryota; Fungi; Ascomycota; Eurotiomycetes; Eurotiales; Aspergillaceae.